UGGCUGGUGCGAAGUCUGACAGGCUUCCUUUUAUAUUUCUCUGCACAUUCCCUUUAUUCCUCCCUCUCUCUCGCAUCAAUAUUUAAUCCCCUUCUAAGAGCAAUGAGAUAAUGCAAUAUACAGAAGCAGGGAAGAUGCAGUGAGGGGGAGACGUGCUUCUGCAUGCUGCUGCUGCUGACUGGACACGACAAGCUGGGAAGAAGCUGCUGGGAUACUCAGGCUUAGCCCUGCUGUAUGCAGCUCCCCAAACCCAAUCCUUAGAGCAUGUUCUUCCUGGCCACCGCCGCCUCUUUCCAUGGAAGGGCAGCUGGGGAGGAGGACACAGGAGGAUGAGGAGAGAGAGCCGGCCGGAGCACAGGACGAGGAGGAAGAGGAGAAGGAGAGGAGGAGGGGGUGGAGGAGAGGCCAGCGCAGAGGAUGAAGUGGGGUGCCCGGGGAGCUUGCGCCGCCCUCUCCAGCUGCUUCUUGCUUGCCUGCGCCCUGAGCGCAUCCGCCGUGGGCCUCAAGUGCUUUUCACUGGGCUCUGAGCUGAAGGGGGAGCCGUUCCGCCUGGGCACAGCUGCUGGUGCCUUUUACUCGGGGCUGCUACUUGCUGCCGGCCUUUCCCUCCUAGGUAUUGCUCUCCUCUGCUGCCAGGAGGAUGCCAAUGGAGAGAGCAAGCCUGGCAGCCAGAACUUCCUCCUCCUGGGAGUGUUGGUUUUUAUGCUGGGGGUACUAAGCGCUUUUGCUGGAGCCGUUAUAGAUGGGGAUACAGUUUCACUGGUGGAGAGGAAAUACUCACACUAUUGCUUGCAACAGCCGCUUCCUAGUGGAGGUGGCAGUGAUACCAAAUGUCAGAAGUUAAAGGAUUAUCAGCGUGGUUUAGUGAUCUCUACCAUUUUUAACUCAUUGGAGUGCCUGCUAGGGAUGAUCAACCUGCUGCUGGUGAAAAACUACAAGUCUUCUCAGCAGCGCCGCAGAAGGAGGAGGAGAUGUGGAAACAGGAGGCUUCAGAGUCAAAGCAGGGGCUCUAUCGUCUCCACUGAGGAACAUGACUUCUCCCCUGGGGAUUUCCCCUUUCAGUCUGUCUCCUACAUCAACGUGGGGGUGUUUCACCUAUUUGAUGAGGCAGGGGUGGAGGUGCACUGUGGGGGCCAUCCGUCGUUGGAGUUGCCCGGAUACUCCCCGAGGGACCCUGACUUAAAUCCAUCUUACCCUUAUAGCUACCCUUUGCCUCAUGAGCAGCCCCCGUCAUAUGAUGAGAUUUACCCAACUAAUGAAAUUUGCAGCAACAGCAGCACCACAACCACCUAACAGAACCCAGACUCACGCAGAGGGGGUCUUCCUGCUCCAUCACCUGCACUGACAAUCAUACCGCCUGCAAAUGGGACAGGGGCACACCACAAAAGGACAAUUAUCACACUGUAUCUACAUGGAUGUUUUCAGACAGUGCUCAUAACCAAUGUAAGUUCUAAGGUGAAAGGUCAGAUAUGUUGAAUGGUGUGUGGUUGCUUGAGUGCAUGCGAGUGUGUUUGCAUACCUGGUCCCAAAAAAUGCACUGCAAACACUUAACUUUAAUUUCAAUAAAAUGUUUUUACAUGUGUGGAGUUGCUGGCCAAAAUAAGGAUUUAUCAAUAUUACCUCUUCUCUUCACAUUUAUAGGCUUUUUGUCUGUCAUGCCAGUGUAAAUCUCAAAUUUGGUAUUCAUCAUUAUUGCCAUGGUUACAGUGUCUAGCUACAAAACGAUUAUGUCAGUUUAAGUAGGAUUUUUUUCAUGUCUGAUGAAGAUUACUCAUCUUUAUCAAAUCUCAAGAUUUUAUCAGUGAAUGCUUCUUGUGAUAUUAACCCUCCUACCUUUUUUUCUCCUAUACAUGAAUCAUCAUAUAAUGGUUUUCUAGCUCAAGAGCGCAAAUUAACUGCCACAAAUGUGAUUAAUAUGCAACGAAUGAGAAAAGAAAAAAUGCACAGAUUAUAUAUAUAUAUAUAUAUAUAUAUACACACACAUUAUUAUUACUGACUGGGUAAAAAUUGCUUCAUCUUAAUACUUUGAGUGCCUGUCAGUAACCUCUUGUCAGCAACAGAAUUGUAUAAGACGUGGAGGUAGCAAAAAGAAA
Messenger RNA from Spea bombifrons (plains spadefoot toad), 2093 nucleotides. It is a transcript of the gene TMEM271, whose product is annotated as transmembrane protein 271. The transcript has a single exon. The coding region runs from base 418 to 1293 and encodes 291 amino acids. Lineage: Eukaryota; Metazoa; Chordata; Amphibia; Anura; Pelobatidae. The record is from RefSeq and is a predicted model, not a curated record.